UCAUUAGAAGUAUGGGAAACCGAAAUCAAAAUGUUCAUUAUUUGUGCAAUUUUGUUAUCAGUUACAUUACAAUAUAAUGUAUAUUCUAGGGAGUUAGGUCAAAAGCAUCUGUACUCUCUGGAGGAGGCUCCAACACUUUUCGAACAGUUUAUAAAAGAUUACAAUAAAGAGUAUGAUGAGAGCGAGAAGGAAGAAAGGUUUAAAAUAUUUGUGAACAAUUUAAAGGAUAUUAACGCUAUGAACGAGAGGAGUUCGAAUGCUGUUUACGGUAUCAAUAAGUUUUCGGAUCUGAGCAAAGAAGAAUUCAUAAAAUAUUAUACUGGUCUGAAACGAGAGGAGAGUCCAUCGAAUGAGGAUCAUAAAAAAACUGAUUUGCCAGAAUCAUUUAAUGUUACUGCACCGGAUCAAUUUGAUUGGCGAAAGAAAGGAGUUGUCAGCAGCAUUAAAAAUCAAAAACAUUGUGGUUCAUGCUGGGCAUUUAGUGCAGCUGCUAAUGUCGAAAGUAUACAUGCUAUAAAGACUGGUAAGCUCAUAGACGUGUCUGAGCAACAACUACUGGACUGUGAUAAAUAUGAUUCGGGAUGUUCAGGAGGACUCCCAUGGGAUGCUUUGAGAUAUUUCGUCGCUAAUGGUGCAAUGUCUUUGAAGUCUUAUCCUUACGUUGCUAAAGAAGGAAAAUGCCGUUAUGAUAGCAGUAAAGUUGAAAUAAGAUUAAAGGGCUAUAAAAUCUUCAGCAAAAUAUCGGAAGACCAAAUUAAGGAACAUCUUUACAAUAUCGGACCGUUGAGCAUAGCUAUUGAUGUAUCACCCAUUAAGCCGUAUGUAGGGGGGAUUGUUAUGGAAGAGUGUCAUGAAGUCUGUCAGGUCAAUCACGCAGUUCUUUUGGUAGGAUACGGAAAAGAAUACUCCGUUGAAUACUGGAUCGUCAAAAAUUCUUGGGGUCCCAAUUGGGGGGAAAAUGGUUAUUUUAGGAUGGAGAGGGGAGUGAAUUGCUUAUUGUUAACUUCAACCGGAAUUACAACAGCUGUUAUAUAAAACAAGGAAAAGUAUUGAAUGUUUACAAUUCAUUAUUUUUUAUUAUUAUUCUUUUUUUCACCGAUUUCAGGUCCAUUUGUAGUUUGAAAUAGAUCAACAUAUAAAAUUA
This is a messenger RNA of Danaus plexippus (monarch butterfly), 1144 nucleotides long. RefSeq lists its product as uncharacterized. Gene Ontology annotation, molecular function: cysteine-type endopeptidase activity. NCBI's taxonomy places the organism in Eukaryota, Metazoa, Arthropoda, Insecta, Lepidoptera, Nymphalidae. The transcript is spliced from 6 exons. The coding region runs from base 31 to 1035 and encodes 334 amino acids. The record is from RefSeq and is a predicted model, not a curated record. Gene Ontology annotation, cellular component: lysosome.